Molecule: messenger RNA, 990 nt
Organism: Vigna unguiculata (cowpea)
Lineage: Eukaryota; Viridiplantae; Streptophyta; Magnoliopsida; Fabales; Fabaceae
Source: RefSeq, a predicted model, not a curated record
AUGCGGCAAAGAACUGGAGAGAGUUUGCGUCGCAAGAGACGUCGAGAGGGUUUGAGGCGGCAGAGAUGUCGAAUGCGUUUGAGAAGGAAGAGAGGUGGAGAGCGUUAUAGGUGGGAGAGAGGUGGAGAGCGUUUGUGGAGGCAGAGCGAGGGAGAGCGUUUGAGGCGGCGGCAGAGAGAUAUGGUUAAGACACGAGGAAAUUUAUCUAGGCGUGGUUCAAAUGAUGCACCUGAGAGUUCCACACAGGGUGGUGCACGCAAGAGACCGACAACUUCGGCUCGUAGAAAGGGUCAGCAUGAGGCUAAUGUUGUUGAGGAUGAUAUUGUUGAGAAUGAGGUUUCCGACGUUCCUCAGGAGGACGAGCAGGGGAUUGAUAACGAUGGUGGAGGAUUUCCUGGUGGUCCAUAUGAUACAUCUUUAUUGACUCGGUACGAGGAUCAUGUUGCACGCAUGAUAUGGGAUGGUCAGAAAUUAGGACGUCCUCACCCUUCUGUUGCACCUUUUGUGUUAGCUUCUGGAUUAUCGCCUCUGUGCGAUAUUUUAUAUGAAUAUAUCGAUCUUGGGUUAGUAUUGGGUUUCGUGGAGAGAUGGCAUCCCGAGACUAAUAUUUUUCAUCUACCCAUUGGGGAGAUGACGAUCACUUUAGAUGGCGUAUGGUUACUUCUCCAUCUUCUCAUCAGUGGAAACUUUUGCUCGACUGAAAAUCUGGAAUAUGAAGAUUCAAUUGAGAUUUUGACGACACUUCUUGGUGUUGACCGGGCCAUGGCUUGUGUGGAGCUGAAUCAAAGUCGGGGUGCACAGGUCCGACUUAGUUGGCUGAGAGAGUUGUAUGAUAGUUGUUGUGAAAACGAGCUAUGGGAGUUUGCUGCACGUGCAUAUCUUUUGCACCUUGUAGGGUGCACGAUAUUUGUUAACAAAAGCGCCACCUAUGUUCGUACACAUUAUCUCGAGCUAUUUAGAGAUCUCCCCACAUGUCGUAGAUAUGCUUAG